Fonticula alba is the source of this 1779-nucleotide messenger RNA. RefSeq lists its product as hypothetical. Gene Ontology annotation, cellular component: plasma membrane. The transcript is spliced from 5 exons. The record is from RefSeq and is a predicted model, not a curated record. Lineage: Eukaryota; Rotosphaerida; Fonticulaceae. Gene Ontology annotation, biological process: positive regulation of GTPase activity; Ras protein signal transduction. Gene Ontology annotation, molecular function: guanyl-nucleotide exchange factor activity; methyltransferase activity. Bases 1 to 1779 code for a protein of 592 amino acids.
AUGUCCGAGACUCGCCAGCUUACGUACAUCAUCGAGCAUAUGGAGGCCGACACCCUCUCCACCUGGUCGCUGGUGGAGUACAUGCACACGGCGGCGGCUAUCGCCACGCCGGCUACGCUGAAGCUUGACGCCCCGGGGCCGGGGUUCUCCUGCCGUCUGAUGAUUACCAACCUUUCCCAGGAGAACAUUGAUCUUCUGCGCAAGGAGGGCAUCCACGAGUCGGCCAUCCUGGAAACGCGCAAGGUCCUGGACAUGGAAUUCCCGGCCGAGGAGAUCUGCCUCUUCGACCUCGAGGCCAAGGAAACCGUCUCCCCGGCCGAUGGGCAGGUCUUCAAGUACUUCGUCAUCGGGGGCAUCCUCGGCGAUCACCCGCCCCGUGCGCGGACCAGCAAGCUUCGCGAGCUCUCAUGCGAGAUCCGUCUGCUGGGCGACUACCAGAUGUCUUCCGAUACCGCCACCAUUGUCUCGUAUCUGAUCACCGCCUGCGGCAAGAACCUGGCCGAUCUGCCGCUCAUCGACAAUCCCACCUUCCAGCUCGGGCCGAACGAGGGUGUGGAGAUGCCCUUCCGGUACCUGACCAACCCGGACACCGGCCGGCCCCUCGUGCCCAAGGGCUUCAUCCGGAAUCUGCGCCGGCAGAACGCGGCCAGUCUCGUCGUGAACAGCAUCAAGAAGUGGGUCGACAACUAUGCCGUGGACUUCCUCGAGAAUCCGGAGAUGACCAAGACCCUGCAGGCAUUCAUGUCCUCCAUCGACCCGUCCGACACGGCCUCCGUCUUGCAUCUGGGCCGCGCCCUGGACCGCCUGCUGGCGAACAACCCGGCCGACCGGAAUGGUCGCGGCCGUGGGGGCGCCCUCUCGGUGGAGGAGCUCACCCAGUCCGAGGUCUCGGCCGUGGCCCUGGCCCGUGCUCGUCUCGACCAGGCCAAGGACUCUUCCCAGGGCGGCCAAGACCGCCAGGGGACCAACCUCGACCGUCUCAUCGGCCGCUGGGCCAACCCCCGGCCCUCGGCCCCCAUCGCCGGCACCCGAUAUGCCUCCUUCCUGGAGAUCGACCCGCUGGAGUUUGCCCGGCAGCUGACCAUGAUCGAGUUCGAGCUCUUCUGCCAGAUCCGCGCCCAGGACUUCCACGACCUGGCCUGGAUGUCCAAGAACAAGGAAACGCUGGCCUUCGGUGCCACGCAGCUGACGCGCUGGUCCACUCGUAUCUCCCACUGGGUCAUCACCGAGAUCGUGUCUCACACCAGCGACAUCAAGGCCCGCGCCCAGUGCUACGAGCGGUUCCUCGUGAUCGCCGGGCACCUGGACAAGAUGAACAACUUCAAUGGCUGCAUCGAGAUCCUGACGGCCCUCAACUCGUCGCCCGUCUACCGACUGAAGAACACCGUGGCCUACCUGCCGACCAAGGUCCGCCGCGAGUCGGAGAAGCUCUUCCGUUCCUUCAGCUCGGACCUCAAUUACAAGAACCUGCGCCAGCGUGUGCAGCAGCACAACGAUGUCCCGCUCAUUCCCUUCCCCGGUGUGUACAUGCAGGACCUGGUCUUCCUGGAUGGCGGCGCCAAGAACUUCCUCGACGAGGACAAGGGCGUCAUCAACUUCAUCAAGCAUGCCACCGCCUCGCGGUACAUCACCUCCCUGCUCAAGCACCAGAAGCUCGAGUAUACCUUCGAGAUCAAGAAGGAGAUCCGGGACUUCAUCUGCACCGGCCUGCCCAUCAUCCAGUCCGAGGACGAGCAUUACAACCUGUCGCUGCAGUGCGAGCCUCGCGGCACGAACUAA